Messenger RNA from Chelonus insularis, 1598 nucleotides. RefSeq names its product prolyl-tRNA synthetase 2-like protein, mitochondrial (gene ProRS-m). Lineage: Eukaryota; Metazoa; Arthropoda; Insecta; Hymenoptera; Braconidae. Gene Ontology annotation, biological process: prolyl-tRNA aminoacylation. Gene Ontology annotation, cellular component: mitochondrion; cytoplasm. The record is from RefSeq and is a predicted model, not a curated record. The transcript has 4 exons. Gene Ontology annotation, molecular function: proline-tRNA ligase activity; ATP binding. Bases 93 to 1511 code for a protein of 472 amino acids.
GGAGUCGAUGUUUAGAAACGCGGCUUUAGUAUUUAUAUCGCAAAUACAUUUCAGUAACAAUUGUUCAGCCGGGUCCAUCAAUAACAACAAUAAUGUCAACCCAAUUAAUAAAAAACGUUCAAAGAGUAUCGAAGCUAUUUCAACCAAUAAAAAUAUUUCCAAAAGAUGCAACAAUAACAGGAGACGAACGAGCAAAAAGUUAUAGGCUGAUGCUGGAUAUGGGUUUUAUUCAUCGAGAGAAUCCUGGAAUGUAUAGUCUUCUUCCUCUAGGAUAUCGAGUGCUUGAAAAAUUGACUGCCAUCAUCGAUAAUGAACUAGCAAAUAUUGGAGCACAAAAAAUGCUUCUUCCUCAUCUAACUAGUAAUAAUUUAUGGAAAAAAAGUAAUAGAAUUUUGCCAAUGGCACCAGAGCUUUUUAAGCUCAAAGAUAGGCAUUUGGCUGGAUAUAUAUUAAGUCCUACACAUGAAGAAGCUAUAUCCAAAUUGUUAGCAACAUCUGAACCUUUAACCAAAAGCCAACUACCUCUCUUACUUUAUCAAAUUUCUACGAAAUGGAGAGAUGAAAUGAAACCCAGACUAGGACUCUUUCGAGGUCGAGAAUUCAUUAUGAAGGAUUUAUAUUCAUUUGAUAGUUCUUUUGAAAAUGCUAAAAGUACUUAUGAGCUCGUUCACAAAGCGUAUGACAAAAUUUUUUCACAACUUGAUAUUCCUCACACUAUUGCUAACGGCAGUACAGGAUUAAUGGGUGGAUCUUUAUCUCAUGAGUAUCAUUAUUUAUCAGAUAUGGGUGAAGACGUAAUUCUUCAUUGUACUUCUUGUAAUGAAUACAAUAAUGCUUCUUUCAUUCAAGAGUCAACCGAAAAUGAAGAAAAUCCUACUUGUAAAAAGUGUGGUGAACAAUUUAUAAAAAAAUCAGGAAUCGAGGUUGCUCAUACAUUUUUGCUUGGAAAUCAUUAUUCUAAAAUGUUUGAAGCAAAGUAUAUAUCCCAGACAGAUCAUAUUCCAUACGAAAUGGGUUGUUAUGGUAUUGGAUUGACAAGACUGAUGGCAGCUGCAGUAGAAAUGUUAUCAACAGAAGAAAGUAUCAAGUGGCCAAAAUCUAUCACACCUUUUACAGUAUGUCUUAUUCCUCCAAAAAUACAUAGCAAAGAAGCUGAAGCAGAUCACCAUGUUGACAGAAUAAUUGAAAUGUUAAGUCAGAAAAAUAUUGACUUUAUUGUUGAUGAUAGAACUAAUUUAACUAUUGGCCGACGAAUGGUUGAUGAUAAAAGAACAGGGUUUCCUUACAUUCUUAUUGUAGGAAAAUCUGCAACGUUACCUGAACCUACAUUUGAACUUCAUGAUCUACACAAAGCUGAACAAGCUGAUAUGAGCAUGAAUCAGUUGGAUGACUUUUUUGAUAGUAUAAAGAGAAAUGUUUUAAGCCCAAGUAAUCAAGAUGAAGGGAACCAAGGAGAAUCGAAUUUGAAAUUAAAAUCACUUUAUGUUAAUAUUAGCACUAUUGGUAAAUAAGUAAAAUAAGUAGGUAAGAAUAGAUUAAAGUCAUAAAAUGACUUGUUUAUUCAUAUUAAUGUAAAUUUUUAUAAUUAAUAAUUAUUA